AUGAAGUUCGCCGCGCGGCAUAAUUAUAUGGACAUCUUGGAUGCCGCCGCGCCUCACGCCAUCGGCACGGACCUCAAGACCAUGAAGGAGAUCCUGCCCGCCUCUCUCAUCCUGCCAUGGGUCACCUUCAACGACGCCUACAACCAGAUCGCGCUCGGUCUCCCCGGGACCCUCUCAAGCGAAGUCCACAUCGACGAGGAGGCCCCAAACGCGCACUACAACGACUACCAUGACACCUACGAGGCGUGCAAGCUCGGCGACAAGCGCGCUGAGAUCUGGCGCUCGAUACAGCGCGACAUCGCGCUCGUGGUAGUCGACGGCGGUGCCCAGAACCUCCGCAGCCUCGACCGCCUGUUCAGCAUCGACCUGUUCCAGCGCGUCGCCGCGUGCGACUGGUGCCAUGGCGCGCUCUUGGGCUACAAGUUCAAUACCGAGCGGCAGAUGAAGGCGCUGCGUGCGAAGCAUCCCUUCUCGAGCUACCUCUCUUAUCCGCGCGUCGACGCUCUCAGGCGGCGCAACGAGGCGCUGGCGAAGGAGAAGGAGGCCAUAGAGGUCGACAAGGAGGCGCUAAGAAUCGAGCUGCAGCGCGCGGUGGACGCCAGAGCGCGGGCAGAGGCGGAGGCGGCGGAGGCGAGGAAUGUGGCAGUACAGGCCGGGCAGCGGGCGGCCGAAGCCGCGGAGCGGUCCGCCAACGCGUUCCGUGGUCUGGUCGUCGCCAAUGACGAGAUCCGACAGCUCCGAGGGGAAGUGAGCCGCCUGCAGGAUGAGGCGGAGGCGACGCAGAAGGAGCUCCUGAGGGCGCAACGCAGGGCUCGUCGGUUGUUCAAGAGGCUUGAGCAGGCGCGUGCCAUUCUACACGCUGGAGAAGACGACGACGACGACGGGAGCGAGGAAGAAGGCGGGAUAGAUGUCGAGAUGCAGGAGUACAAGAUCGACCAGCAGCCGGACGUGCCUCCGACUCUCACUCCCCCGCCAGAAGCGCAACCCCUUCCGAGCGCGGCGGCAUAUGGAGCAGCUCCCGCGGAAGAUGGCGAGGGCGCCAUCCCACCGCCUGCCGGCGCGCCGCUCUCAAUACCAGCCACAGACAGCAGAGCGGAGAACUCACCAAGAGAUCCGCCACCAUUGGUCGCGCCAGAGUCAUACGCAUCAACCUCCGCUCCGUUCAGCAUCCAAACCUCGCGUGCCAUCACACUCCCCACGCUCCUCGGUGUUCAAUCGCCGCCGCAAGCCAACCCAGACGAGGCUACAGAGCCCACUGACAACGCGAGCACCAGCAAGAAGCGCAAAUGGACAACCACGAUCAUGAAGACGUGGGUAGGUACCAACCCUAGCACGACCGCGCCUGAUCUUGAGGUCAGAGAUCCCAAAGCCCGUGCCCGACUGGAUAGGAAGUGA
Molecule: messenger RNA, 1395 nt
Organism: Schizophyllum commune H4-8
Lineage: Eukaryota; Fungi; Basidiomycota; Agaricomycetes; Agaricales; Schizophyllaceae
Exons: 5
Coding region: 1-1395 (464 amino acids)
Source: RefSeq, a predicted model, not a curated record